UCUGGAGGCGGGACCACUUCCCAUGGAUCCCAACAUACCGGGGUCUUUCCUGUUUAACAACAGCCUGAACCAAUUCUCCUCGGAUUUAAAGACACCUGUGUGUCAGUUCUCAGUGCCCAACUCCUUCUGCAAGCUCAACCCAGGCCUGAACAGCCAGCUGCAGGCAGCGGACACAGCCCAAGGCAUUAGCAACAUUCUCAGCCGUUCCAUGAUGGGCGCUACAGGCACCACCACCCUGCUCUCUGGAUACCCCACCAUGGGGGGCUUUGGCACUGUGGACCCAGGGGUCUACUACAACUGUGCAGACUAUAACCCCUCCCUGGGCAGCUUCACCAAGCCUGGCACUGAGUGCCCCAUGAAGGGUCGCAGUGGCAGUUGCUGGGCAGAGAGCGGGUGCGAGUGGAGAGGAGGGAGGCAGCAGUGCACAGACAACAGUGGGCAUCUAGGAGAUAUGUCAGGCAGGAAGAAGCACACCAGACCUACAUUCAGUGGACAUCAGAUAUUUGCCCUGGAGAAAACCUUUGAGCAGACCAAGUACUUGGCCGGGCCAGAGAGAGCUAGACUGGCCUACUCCCUGGGCAUGACAGAGUCACAAGUCAAGGUGUGGUUCCAGAACCGACGUACCAAGUGGAGGAAGAAGAGUGCCUCAGAGCCUAGCUCCACCCAGGCCACACAGGGUGAGCAGGGAGGGGAGAUUUCGGAGAACGAGGUGGAGGAUGAGGAGUACAACAAGCCUCUGGACCCCGACUCAGACGACGAGAAGAUACGACUGCUGCUGCGUAAACACCGCCGGGCUUUCUCUGUACUCCACCUUGGACCACACCACGUCUGACACACUAACACAAGCGCACACACACAUCAGAUGUGCAUGUUGUAGCAAGGGGUAUCAUGAAACGAAUCAUUUUGUAGUAUAGACCCACAAUUUAAUAUUCAAGCAUGUUAAAAGAAUACACAUUUACAAUACAGUAAGUUU
Messenger RNA from Oncorhynchus nerka (sockeye salmon), 973 nucleotides. RefSeq names its product homeobox protein Nkx-6.3-like. The coding region runs from base 23 to 832 and encodes 269 amino acids. Gene Ontology annotation, molecular function: RNA polymerase II cis-regulatory region sequence-specific DNA binding; DNA-binding transcription factor activity, RNA polymerase II-specific. NCBI's taxonomy places the organism in Eukaryota, Metazoa, Chordata, Actinopteri, Salmoniformes, Salmonidae. Gene Ontology annotation, biological process: regulation of transcription by RNA polymerase II; cell differentiation. The record is from RefSeq and is a predicted model, not a curated record. Gene Ontology annotation, cellular component: nucleus. The transcript has 3 exons.